GUGUGCUGGGCAGCGGCAGCGACAGAGCCCAGGCGGCACCGCAGCACGGUUCUUGGACGGUUUUUUAUUCGGUUGCGCGCCAUCGUUCGAGGCGGUCGCACAGUCCACGUGCCAUAACCGUAACCACAACCUGCCAGCCGUUCAACAAAAAAACCCCCCCUCCAACUCAAAUACGAACCGAAAACUGCCUUCACCUAAGUACCUAAACCUAAAUAGCUGCCAAAAGUAACCAAAUACCGAAUAAACCAAAAAAAAAAAAUAAAAUAAAAAAAAAGACCAUAAAAAACCAAAUACCCUUCCCCCUUUAUAUCACCCCCUUCUGCAUCCCGUUUGGAAGGAAAAUGGGAUCGCCGGGAUCCCAAACGCCGCCGGCAUUCGCGAUCGCGUCCUCGAACUCCUCUGGCCGUAGGAAUCAUACAGGAUCGCUACUCUUGCGAGUCCUGGCCGUGGCCCUAGUCCUGAACUUUUGCCAUGUCCCGCUGACCAAUGCCAAGCAAAUUUCAAAUGUUUUUGACGAUGAUACGGACUUUAUGCUGGCCGAUGAGGCCUCCUUGCAGUCCAAUAGCGAUGCCACGCCCAUUGUCGAUACGGAUGACCUGAAGAUCGGCUUUGACUAUGACGCGGACGAAGAACUGCCCCUGGAAGAGGAGCAGCAGCCCAGUGGCAGCUGGCUCUCAACUGUCAGCCAUCGUGUCCGACGCUCACUGUCGCGGUUCUUUGGCGGCGAACAGAAGGAACAGCCCCGCCAACGUCGGCGGGCCAUGGAACGGCAGAGGGAGCGCCGCCGCCAGGCCAAGGAGCAGCGCCAGCUGGAGGCCCGUCAGCGCCAGGAGCUCAAGGAGCGCCAGCGCCAGCAGGAGGAGCAGGCGAGACGUGGACCCUUCAAGCGGGACUCUUUCGACGAGACCGAGGGCUCCGGCACUGAGGUGGACCAAGAGCAGGACUUUGUCAGCUAUCGCGUGUCCUUUACCUUAAACGAGCCUUAUCAAGAGGAAUUCAACGAUCCGGACAGCGAGGCUUAUUUGCAGCUCCAGAAAUCUCUGGAGGAUGAUCUGCGCAGCUUCUUCGAUCGAACCUAUCCGAACUUGGUCGAUGAACUGGAUAUCCGUAGUAUCCUAGUGCGAGCCGAUCCCACGGAUGACUCCUUCAAGGUGAAUGUCCUGCUGAAGUUGCAAAUCCCCGAGCGUAUCACCGAUUUCCGUAACAAGUUCUUCGAUCAACUGACCAACUACAAACGUAUCGAGAAUCUGGGCGCCUCCGCCGAUGAGAACUUUUCCUUCACCGAAGUCCAGGGAUCUGAGACGGAAUUGGAUCUCCCAGUCAACAACCCUGAGGUGGAUGAUAAGAAAAAUGAUUUGUCGCCGGAUGUGGAAGGCUCGGGCUCGGUUGAAGAAUCCAAUUGUCGCGGUGAUGCCACAUUCACAUGCCGACGCAGUGGUCGUGUCAUCUGCGACGAUAUGGUCUGUGAUGGUAACAGGGAUUGUGCCGAUGCCGAGGACGAAGAGAAUUGUAAUCGCGAAGUUUGCAAUGAUUCUGAGUUCAAGUGCGACAACAAGUGCUUACCUUUGACCCUGCGCUGCGAUAAUCGAUACGAUUGUGAGGAUCAGACCGAUGAGGCAGGAUGCCUCUACCCUCCACAGAAGACAGAAGACGAACAUGCUAUACCAGAACCCCUACCGGAAUGUGCCUCGAACGAGUUCAGAUGCAACAACGGCCAGUGCAUCGAUGAGAGGAGACGUUGCGACUACAAACAGGACUGUCCCGAUGGCGAGGACGAGAGCGAAGAUUGCCCCACCGCAUGCAGUGCUAUGGAGUAUCAGUGUAGUGACGGUACGCGCUGCAUUAGUGUUAGUCAGACCUGCGAUGGUCACAUAGACUGCAGCGGAGGCGACGACGAGGAGCACUGCGACGGAAGUGGCGAUAUCUACGAUGGGCAGUGUCGCAGCAAUGACUUUCAGUGCCACUCUGGCGAGUGUAUACCGAUGCGUCAGGUGUGCGAUAACAUUUACGAUUGCAACGAUAACAGCGAUGAAUUGGCCUGCGCCCAAUCUAGUGAAGAAGAUCGGGUUGGUAUUCCAAUCGGUCGUCCGCCGUCCAGCUGGAUCCACGAGGAGGACGAGGGCGAGUACAUUCUGCAAAAUAGCUACCACAACGCCAAUGCCAAGAAUCCCUGUCAGGCGAAUCAGUUCCGUUGCACCACCACGAACGUGUGCAUUCCAUUGCAUCUGCGUUGCGACAAAUCCUAUCACUGCAACGAUCUGAGCGAUGAGCUCGGCUGUGAUCAGUAUGUGCGUCCGGUGUCCACUCGCCGACCGCCAAAGGUCACCACCCUCUCGCCCUGGGACGAGCCCGGUGCGUUGAAUCAACGAACCACCACAACCACCACCACCACCACCUGGGCCCCGCCAAGGACGACAACGACAACAACAACGGAUGCACCACCGAGGCGACCGGCGGCGACCCAACCAUCGUAUCCAUCUAUCGAAACCACAACGACUAACCCAUUAACAACAGUUGGCGUAAAGACUGGCCAUGGCAGGUUCAAUAAGAGCCGUCUGGGGGUUGAGUGUAUGAAACAUCAGACCCAGUGCGGCGAUGGCAGCUGCAUCGAGGGCUACAAGUACUGCAAUGGAAUUGUCGACUGCGCCGACGGCGCCGACGAAGAUAACUGCCCCACCGACAACUACGUAGAUUAUGACCCCGACCCGGACAACAAUCCGCUGAAUGAAUGCGAUAUACUUCAGUUUGAAUGCGACUACGGUCGUUGCCUGCCAAUUGAGAAGCAAUGCGAUGGCAAAUUGGACUGUGACGAUGAAACGGACGAGCGUGAUUGUCCCGCCUAUACAGACCAUUGUCUAAAGAACGAGUUCGAAUGCGACGAUUACUGCCUGCCACGCGAACAUCUGUGUAACGGUAUUUCCGAUUGCCGCGACGGCAGAGACGAGCGCGACUGUCACUUUUGCCGCGACGAUGCCUAUCUUUGCAACACGGGCGAGUGUGUGGCAAGCAAUCAGCGCUGCGACGGCACUGCCGACUGCGCCGACGGCAGCGACGAGCGUCACUGCGUGAACACUGCCCCACAACCGACAACAACACAACCAAUACCACCAAUAUACCCAAUACCGAGACGUUGCCAGCCAUAUGAAUGGCAAUGCGAAAAUCUCGAGUGCAUCGAUUCCAGGUUAUACUGCAAUGAUAUCGAAGAUUGCACUGAUGGAUCCGAUGAGAUCUGCCUGAGCAAUGCCACCAAUGUACUAACACCCAGCGAUUGCACGGCCGAUCAGUUCUACUGCGAUGCUUCGUGUCUGAAUCGAUCCGCCAGAUGCAAUGGGCAUAUCGACUGCUCGGAUCACAGUGACGAAAUGGACUGCCCGUCCCACUCGUAUCCGAGAUCGGGUUCGGGUUCGGGAUCGGAUUUGGGAGGACUGCCAUGUCCGCAGCACAAGUGCCCCAGCGGCAGGUGUUACUCGGAGAGUGAACGCUGCGAUCGUCGGAAUCACUGCGAGGAUGGUUCCGAUGAGGCCAACUGUUGCGCUCCCAACCAAUUCCGUUGCCAAAACGGUGACUGUGUGCCCGAUCAUUCCACCUGCGAUGGCAUUACCCAAUGCCGUGACGGAUCCGAUGAACUCAACUGCGGCGCCUCCCACGAAUGCCUGCCCAGCCAGUUCCGCUGCAACAAUGGUCAGUGCGUCAGCUUGACCGCCCGCUGCAAUGGACGCACCGAUUGCAUGGACAGCUCCGAUGAAUACAAUUGUCCUGCUGAACCCAGUCCGGGACGCGGAUCCAACAAACUGAACCUGAAGACCUAUCCCGACAGCCAGAUCAUCAAGGAGAGUCGCGAGGUCAUCUUCCGUUGCCGAGAUGAGGGUCCUGCCCGCGCCAAGGUCAAGUGGUCUCGUCCCGGCGGACGCCCUCUGCCUCCUGGCUUCACCGAUCGCAAUGGACGUCUGGAGAUUCCCAAUAUUCGAGUGGAGGACUCUGGCACCUAUGUCUGUGAGGCUGUCGGCUACGCCAGCUACAUCCCCGGCCAGCGGGUCACUGUCGACCUGAACGUUGAACGAUACAACACCGAUCUGUUCGCCCGGCCAUCCUCAGCUUGCUCGGAGUACCAGGCCACCUGCAUGAACGGCGAGUGCAUCGACAAGACCGGCAUCUGUGAUGGAACCCCCGACUGCUCCGAUGGAUCCGACGAGCAGAGCUGCAGUCAUGGCCGCAAGUGCCAGCCGAACCAGUUCAUGUGCGCCAACUCCAAGUGCGUGGACCGUACCUGGCGCUGUGACGGUGAGAACGAUUGCGGCGACAACUCCGAUGAGGCUUCCUGCGACCCGGAGCCCAGUGGCGCCCCCUGCCGAUACAACGAGUUUGGCUGCCGAAGCGGACACUGCAUCCCCAAGAGCUUCCAGUGUGACGAUGUCAACGAUUGUCUGGACGGUACCGAUGAGAUUGGAUGCGCUGCUCCCAAUCCCAUCCGCCCGCCGCCACCAUUGAAAUCCCUGCUGGAGGGCGAGUCCCUGGACCUGACCUGCGUGGCCACCGGCAACCCCACCCCGACCAUCGUGUGGCGCCUCAACUGGGGCCAUGUGCCCGAGAAGUGUGAGUCCAAGAGCGUGGGUGGCACUGGAACCCUCCACUGCCCGGAUAUGCGGCCCAGCGAGAGCGGCGCCUACUCCUGCGAGAUCAUCAACACCCGCGGCACCCACUUCGUGACUCCGGACACGAUCGUCACCGUGAACCCCGUCCGCCACGACGUCUGCAAGAACGGAUUCUUCAACAUGCUGGCCCGCAGCGCCGAUGAGUGCGUCAAGUGCUUCUGCUUCGGCGUGGCCGAGUCCUGCGACAGCGCCAACCUCUUCACCUACGCCAUCCAGCCGCCGAUCCUCUCCCACCAGGUGGUCAGCGUGGAGCUGAGCCCCUACCGCGAGAUCGUGAUCAACGAGGCCACUGGCCAGGAUCUGGUCACCAUGCACCACGGCAUCCAGUUCCGUGCCUCGAACGUUCAGUUCGGCGGCCGGGAAACCCCCUACCUGGCCCUGCCCACCGAGUACAUGGGCAACCAGCUGAAGUCCUACGGCGGUAACCUGCGCUACGAGGUGAGCUACAUGGGCCACGGCAACCCUGUCUCCGGCCCGGAUGUGAUCAUCACCGGAAACCGCUACACCCUGACCCAUCGCGUCCACACCAGCGUCGGCCAGAGCAACAAGAUCAGCAUUCCCUUCCUGCCCGGCGGCUGGCAGAAACCGGACGGACGCCGUGCCACCCGCGAGGAGAUCAUGAUGGUGCUGGCCAACGUGGACAACAUCCUGAUCCGUCUCGGCUACCUGGACAGCACCGCCCGCGAGGUGGAGCUGAUCAACAUCGUUCUGGACUCCGCCGGCACCGCCGAUAAGGGCCUGGGCAGUGUCGCCCUGGUGGAGAAGUGCGCCUGCCCGCCUGGCUAUGUCGGCGACUCUUGCGAAUCCUGUGCUCCGGGCUAUACCCGUCAGCCGGGUGGCUCCUGGCUGGGACACUGUGUGCCCUUCACCCCCGAACCCUGCCCGGCCGGUACCUACGGCGAUCCGCGACGCGGCAUUGCCUGCCGCGAGUGCCCCUGCCCCCAGAGUGGCAGCAACAACUACGCCAGCGGCUGCCAGCAGCGACCGGACGGAGACGUCCUCUGCAACUGCCACGAGGGAUACACGGGACGCCGGUGCGAGAGCUGUGCCGCCGGCUACCAGGGUAACCCCCUCAUAGGUGAUCCCUGCCGCAAGAUUCCGGAAACGUCGUGCAACAUGGAUGGCACCUACAAGAUCAUGGCCGACGGACGGUGCCAGUGCAAGGACAAGGUCGUGGGCGAGCACUGCGACUCCUGUGCGGCCAACAGCUUCCACCUGAACUCCUUCACCUACGGCGGCUGCAUCGACUGCUUCUGCAGCGGCCUGAACGUGGACUGUGGCAGCAGCACCUGGUCGCGUGACCAGGUGACCAGCACCUUCGGUCGCUCCCGCGUGGAUCAUGGCUUCCAGCUGGUGCGCGGCUAUACCGGACGCGAGAACAUCAACGCCCUGAGGCUGAACGACGUCACGCCGGAGGGCCUGCGAUUCAGCGGAUCGGCGGACAACAGUGGCGACACCCUCUACUGGAGCCUGCCGGCCGGAUUCCUGGGCAACAAACUGACGGCCUAUGGCGGUAAACUGAGCUACACCCUCAGCUACAGCCCCCUGCCCGGCGGCAUUAUGUCGCGCAACAGUGCUCCCGACGUGGUGAUCAGGAGUGGCGAGGACAUGACCCUCAUCCACUACCGCAAGUCACCGGUUAGCCCCAGCGUGUCCAACACCUACGCCGUGGAGAUCAAGGAGAGCGCCUGGCAGCGAACGGACGGCCACUUUGCCGAGCGGCCGCACGUCCUGAUGGCCCUCAGCGACAUCAAGGCGAUCUACAUCAAGGCCACGUACACGACCAGCACCCAGGAGGGCUCCCUGCAGCAGGUCAGCCUCGACACGGCCACGGCCACCAAUCUGGGCACCCAGCGCGCCGUCGAAGUGGAGCAGUGCCGCUGCCCGCCCGGCUACACCGGCCUCUCCUGCGAGACCUGCGCCCCCGGCUACCGACGCGACCCCGAGGAGGGCAUCUACCUGGGCUUAUGUGUGCCCUGCGAGUGCAACGGUCACUCCAAUCAGUGCCACAGUGAGACCGGCGAGUGCCUCGAUUGCGGACACAACACCGAGGGACCCAGCUGCGACCGCUGCCUGCCCGGCUAUGUGGGCAAUCCAUCCCGCGGCACACCCUACGACUGCCAACCGGACGGCGGCUACGAGCCACCACGCCCGGAUCCGGAUGCAGGUAACCAGACCAUUGGCGAGUGCACCGUCUACUGCCAGCCGGAGGGAACGACCACCUGCCGGGGCAACUACUGCCAGUGCAAGCAGAAUGUGAUCGGAGAUCGGUGCGACCAGUGCCGUCCCGGAACCUACGGACUGUCCCAGCUGCAUGCAGAGGGCUGCAAGGAGUGCUACUGCUCCGGCCUGACCAGCCAGUGCCGAUCCGUGGAGCUGUACCGCCAACAGAUACCCGAGGACUUCAUCAGCAGCCCGCCCCUGCUGACCGACAGCCUGGGCGAUGUCGUCGACACCCAGAACCUGGACUAUGAUGUGGCCCAGAACAUGUACACCUACUCCUACCCCUCGUAUACGGACAAGUACUGGAGCCUGCAAGGCCGUGUCCUGGGCAACCAGCUGCUCUCUUACGGCGGCCUGCUGCAGUACACCCUGCAAGUGAAGUCCUCCUCCGUCGCCAAGUACAAGCAUGGUCAGGACGUGCUCCUGAUUGGCAAUGGCCUGGAAUUGAUUUGGUCGCGACCCGACGAAGACUCCGACAAGGUGGACUUCUCGGUGCGCCUGCACGAGGACGAGCGGUGGCAGCGACGGGAGGCCGGCUCGGUACGUCCCGCCACCCGGCAGGACUUUAUGACCGUGCUGACCAACCUCGAGCACAUUCUCAUCUACGCCACGCCCAUGGUGCCCACCGAUAGGACAUCGAUCGGUAAUGUCAUCCUGGAGACAGCCUCCCAGACCCCUGCCGGCCCGGGAGCUCAAUUCGCCACCGACAUCGAGGUAUGCCAUUGCCCAUCCGGCUACACCGGCAACUCGUGCGAGACCUGCGCCCCACUCCACUAUCGCGACCAGAACGGCGCCUGUCGUCAGUGUCCUUGCGAUGCUGCCAACAGUGUGUCCUGUGCCCUGACCAGCGGCAACUACGUCCAGUGCCAGUGCAAGCCGCACUGGAAGGGCGACCAAUGCCGAGAGAUCGACAACAAUGACGAUGACUACUCGGGUACGACUCGCUCGCCGGACGUAGAAGACCCCGUCCACACCCAGAUCAUUGUGUCGAUUGCCAAGCCCCAGAUCACCAUUAUCCCGGUCGGAGGCUCCUUGACUCUCACUUGCAGUGGUUACAUGCGCUGGAGCAAUGCCCCUGUGUUUGUUAACUGGUACAAGCAGAACAGUCGCCUGCCCCUGGGAGCCGAAGUGGAUGGCGGAGAUCUUUACCUCCACAACCUGCAGAUCCAUGACUCUGGUGUCUACAUCUGUCAGGCCGUCAACAACGAGACUGCACGAGUCUUCGAGGACACCGUUUCCAUCACCAUUUCCACCCACGACCAACGCUCUCCGGCCCAGGUUGUUAGCCUGCCCCAGACCGUGACCUUCGAGGAGUACCAGACCAACCAGAUCAUCUGCGAGGUGGAGGGCAAUCCCACGCCGACCAUCACCUGGACGCGUGUGGAUGGCCAGGCCGAUGCCUACAGCACCCGCACUCAGGGCAACCGACUGAUCUUCGAUUCGCCCAGGAAGUCGGACGAGGGACGCUACCGCUGCCAGGCCGACAACGAGCUGAGCCGCGACGAGAAGUACGUCCAUGUCUAUGUCCAGAGCAACGCCCCGCAUCCACCUCCGGCCCCCGAUCGCUUGUACAUCACCCCGGAGGAGUUCAACGGCGUGGCUGGCGAAACCAUCCGGCUGACGUGCUCCUCCACGAGCGACGCCCGCCUGCGCUACGAUUGGAACCACGACGGCUAUCCGCUCAGCUCGUCCGGAGCCCGCAACGUCAUCGUCAACGACAACUACCUGGAGGUGAGGGACGCCACUGCCCGGGACUCGGGCAUCUACACCUGCUUGGCCUAUGAUCCUCGCACUCGUCGCAACUUCACCGUGGAUGCUCGCGUCAAUAUCGAGAGCCGCGACCAGCCGCCAAUCGAUGAUGGAGCUAGUCCCGUGAUUACGCCGUUGCAGCAACAGAUCCUCAUUUUCCAAGGACGCGACCACAGUAUCACCUGCGAGGCCAACGGCACACCCUAUCCCUCCAUCAAGUGGACCAAGGUGCAUGCCCAGCUGGCCAACAACGUCCGCAUCAGCGGCAACAUCCUGACCAUCUACGGUGCCCGCCAGGAGAACAUUGGUCUCUACACCUGUAUUGCCGAGAACGCCAAUGGCUCCGAUCAGUCCAGCACCUAUAUCGACAUUGAACCUCGGGAGGCGCCGAGCGUUAAGAUAGAUCUGCCCCAGCAGACCCAGACGGUGGGCGGCCAGGUGGCGCUCUACUGUACCGCCUUUGGCAUACCCCAGCCCCAAGUGGAAUGGGUGCGCGUUGACGGAGUACCCCUAUCGCCGCGCCACAAGGCCGAGGCUCCUGGCUAUGUCGUGAUCAAUGAUGUUCUCGUGUCGGAUGCUGGGGACUAUCAGUGCGUGGCCAAGAACGAAGUGGGCGAGGCCAGUGGUGUUGCCAACAUCCGCAUCAUUGAGCGACCAAUUGUUCAGAUCACGCCCAGCAACAAUGUCAUUAGCCUCACCGAGGGCGAUGAGCUCCAGCUGACCUGCGUGGGCAGCGGCUAUCCCAGUCCCGUGGUCGAGUGGAGCCAGCCCAACGUCCUGAAGAACGUUCGCAACCAACAGGAUCCUGCCAGCAACACCGCCUACCUGAGGAUCUAUCGCGUUACCCAGGCCGAUGCUGGAUUCUAUACUUGCACCGGAAAAAACGAGGCCGACACCGACCAGGCCACCAUUCGCGUGGACGUUCGCCCCAAGCGUGGUGACAUCGGAAUAGGCGAUCCCGACUCGGACACCUACGAACCGCCGCCAAGGCCCUACGACCCACAAGGAUCCUACGAGGGCAGCCAACUCCGACUCCCCACCAGCUUCGGCACCAACAUCACCCUCACCUGCAACAUCUCCGACCACCUGACCCCGCAGUGGGAGCGCGCCGACGGCACCGCCCUGCCCUCCAACGCCUUCAUCAAUCAGAACAAACUCGAGAUCAUUUACGUCCAGCAGGAGAACCUCGGCCAGUACCGAUGCAACGGACUCGACCCCUACGGCCGCGUUGAAACGUAUGUGGUGCGGGAGGUGGUGUACCUGCCCCUGCCCGAGAUCGUGUUCUAUCCGCAGAUACCGCGCAGUGUGGAGACCGGUAGCCACCUAUAUAUCGACUGUCAGGUGAAGAAUGCCCGCAAGGAGGACAUCUACUGGGCCACCGACAACAACCGGCCACUAUCGAACACCGUACAGAUCGACGGCACUGUCCUUCACUUCAUUUCCAUUGCACCGGCAGAUGCCGGCGGCUAUCGAUGCACUGCCUCUAACCAGUACGGCAACACUACCAAGACCGCCCAGGUGGUGGUCAAGCAGCCGACGAUCUUCAAGCCGGUGCCCCAUACGCAGGUCCAUCAGCACCCCGAGGGCGACAGCAUCAAACUGAGCUGCAGUGCCACCACAGCCUACGGUGAAGUUCGCAACAAUGUUCAGUUCCAAUGGUACCGUGAGGACGGAAGCGAAUUGCCGCGCGGCGCCCACCCCAACAGCCAGGUGCUGGUACUGACCGCCCUCCGGCCGGAGGAUCAGGGCCGCUACAUCUGCAACACCUACGACCUGGCCAGCAGGCAGCACCUGCCACCGACCUACGUCGACUUGCAAGUCAUAACUGGCGGCAGUCUCGUGCAGCCUCCGCCGUCUCCGUACAUCCCCACCUACCUGCCGCCGCCGACGACAAGGACACCGCCCCGGGAUUACCGCCUGAAACUGGACCAGCAGUCAUCCAAUCUCCAUGCCGGCGAGUCCACCGAGGUGGAGUGCUCCUCUACGGAGAACACCUACACGGACGUCGUCUGGGAGAGGGCCGAUGGUGCUCCACUUGGCCCCAACGUUAGGCAAGCGGGUAACCUGCUGAUCUUCAACGAGGUCGUCGCCGCCGAUGCUGGCAAGUACGUGUGCAAGUGCCGCACGGACGAGGGAGAACUCUACACCACCAGCUACGAGCUGAAUGUGGAGGACCAGCCCCAUGAGCUGAAGAGCUCCAAGAUCGUCCAUGCCCCCGUCGGCGGAGACGCGAACCUGCAGUGCGGAGCCGACGAGAGCCGGCAGCCCACCUACCGCUGGUCCCGCCAGUACGGACAACUCCAACCCGGACGCAGUCUCACCGAGAACAAACUAUCCCUGGACGGCCUUCAAGCCAACGAUGCCGGAACCUACAUCUGCUCGGCUUCCUAUCGGGAUGGCGAGACCGUGGACUUCCCCAGCAUCCUGGUGGUGACCGGCGCCAUACCCCAGUUCCGCCAGGAGCCGCGCAGCUACAUGAGCUUCCCCACCCUGCCCGACUCCUCCUUCAAGUUCAACUUCGAGCUGACCUUCCGGCCGGAGACUGGCGACGGCCUGCUCCUCUUCAACGGCCAGACGCGUGGAAGCGGCGACUACAUCGCCCUAUCGCUGAAGGAUCGCUAUGCGGAGUUCCGCUUCGACUUCGGAGGCAAGCCGCUGCUGGUGCGAGCGGAGGAGCCGCUGGCCCUCAACGAGUGGCACACAGUUCGGGUGCAUCGCUCCCGUCGCGACGGAUACAUCCAGGUGGACGAACAGCAUCCGGUGGCCUUCCCCACGCUAUCCCAGACCCCGCAACUGGACCUGAUCGAGGACCUGUAUCUGGGCGGAGUGCCCAACUGGGAGCUGCUGCCCGCCGAUGCUGUCACCCAGCAGACCGGAUUCGUCGGCUGCAUCAGCCGGCUGACGCUGCAGGGACGCACCGUGGAGCUGAUGCGCGAGGCCAAGUUCAAGGAGGGCAUCUCCGACUGCCGCCCCUGCGCCCAGCGCCCCUGCUCCAACGGAGGUGUGUGUCUGGAGAGCCAGUCCGAGCAGGCCUACACCUGUGUCUGCCAGCCGGGCUGGACGGGCAGGGACUGCACCGUCGAGGGCACCCAGUGCACGCCCGGAGUCUGCGGCACGGGCCGAUGCGAGAACACGGAACUGGACAUGGAGUGCCUGUGCCCUCUGAACCGGACAGGUGACCGUUGCCAGUACAUCGAGCACCUGAACGAGCAGAGCCUGAACUUCAAGAGGAACAGCUAUGCGGCCUAUGGAACUCCUCGUGUCACCCGGGUGAACGUUACCCUCUCCGUGCGCCCUUCGAGCCUCCGCGACUCCGUGAUCCUGUACGCGGCAGAGUCGCGCCUGCCCAGCGGCGACUAUCUGGCUCUGGUGCUGCGCGGCGGUCACGUGGAGCUCCUCAUCAACACGGCCGCUCGCCUGGAACCGGUGGUGGUGCGCUCGACGGAGCCACUGCCUCUGCACCGCUGGACCCGCAUCGAGGUGCUGCGCCGACAGGGCGAGAGCAUCCUGCGAGUGGGCGAUGCCCCAGAACGCAAGGCCAAGGCUCCGGGCGCGGCCAGAACUCUGUCGCUGAAGACGCCACUCUUCGUGGGCGGCUACGAUCGGGCCACGGUGAAGAUCAACCGGGAUGUGAACAUCACAGACGGCUUCGAUGGCUGCAUUUCAAGGCUGUACGAGUCGACGAGGUCCGUGAAGCUCCUGGCGGACAUCACGGAUGCGGCCAACAUCCAGAACUGCGGCGAGCUGAACGAGAUUAGUGAGGAUGCGGACGACCUGCCCGUACCACCGCCACCAUCGCCAGUCGAAACACCAUCCGGAGGCGGAAGCGGUGGCGAACUGGAGCCCUAUGCCAUGGCGCCAUGUGCCAACGAUCCCUGCGAGAAUGGCGGCAGCUGCAGCGAACAGGACGAGGAGGCUGUCUGCUCCUGCCUGGUGGGCUUCAGUGGCAAGCACUGCCAAGAACACAUCCAAAUUGGCUUUAAUGCCUCGUUCCGCGGCAAUGGCUACCUGGAAAUCAAUCGCAACCAGUUCAAUGCCGAUGUGGAGCAGCAGUUCACCUCCGCUGUGGUCGUCUUCACCACCACCGAGCCCAAUGGCUUGCUGUUAUGGUGGGGCCAGAAGGCUGGCGUGGAAUACACCGGACAGGACUUUAUAGCCCUUGCCGUGGUCGAUGGCUAUGUGGAGUUCAACCUCCGGCUCGAUGGCGAGGAGGCGGUGAUCCGCAACAGUGACACCCGGGUGGAUGAUGGCAACCGUCAUAUUGUGAUUGUGAAGCGAAAUGAGAAUACGGCCAUCCUGGAGGUCGAUCGAAUUCUGCAUUCUGGUGAAACGCGACCGACUGCCAAGAAGGAGAUGAAACUGCCGGGUCAUGUGUUCAUCGGUGGCAUUCCGAAUAUUGCACAAUUUACGGGCGAACGGUUCUUGCACAACUUUAACGGUUGCAUCGUGGUCGUCGAGGGCGAUGCCUCGGGUCAAAUCAACCUGGGUCCUUCGGCCAUCAGUGGGGUCAACGUCAACACCUGUCCCAUUGACGAUGGGUCCCUGGAAGGAACCGAACCGCCAGUCGUCUGAGGACACACCAGCAAUCGAAAUUAGCUUUUUAAUUAAUUAACAAUAACACUAAAAAUACAAAAACAAAAAACACACACAAAAAAAAAAAUUAAGAAACCAU
This is a messenger RNA of Drosophila bipectinata, 13296 nucleotides long. Lineage: Eukaryota; Metazoa; Arthropoda; Insecta; Diptera; Drosophilidae. The record is from RefSeq and is a predicted model, not a curated record.